GUAGCUCGUGCCCCUUCUCUGGUACAGCAGACCCCGAUGCUAAUCUCCAUUUGUCUGCAAACCCAAAUCCUCAUGGCAGCCUAUGCGCCCGUAAACUGGACACUAGCGGAGUGGAUGGCGCGCCCUGAGGGGGUCUCAAGGCUAUGCCAGCUGUGCCAGUGCAGUGAGUACAGUAGCUCUGAGGUGCAGACCCCCGGGCCUAACCUGCUGCCAGAUGCCAGGAUGCUCCCUCGAUUUCCACUAUUUAACGCUCCGGCUUAGGCGCCAUAGACCACCCUAUGUGCUUCUUCGCUGGCUCUGUUCAUGCGACUACAGGGGGCAGCAGCCUGUCAACGCCCGAGGUGGGCCGAGGACCUGCGCACUGCUCUUCAUGACCACCGGACCUCCUGCCAUCUGGGGACCCCCGCAGGCUUGAUCAUGUAAACAGAAGUGCCACCAAAACCGAGGACUUUAGUGACGUCCAGGGAUGGUCACCCAAAUGAUACUGUUAUGUAAUUCAAAUGUUUUCUUUUCUUUGGCAUUUUUCAAAUCUUUAUCCGACUGAAUUCCAUUUCUAUUGAUGAAGAUAUCGCGUGGGUCUCGAAACGCUAACUUUGUGACCUGCGCCCCUUCAGCCCUACGCAGGUCGUCUUCACAGACUCAUUUCGCGUCCACAGGAGGAGACCCACAGCACCCCGCCGUCCUCCAAUGGCUCCAUGCCGCUCUUUUCCUGGAUUUCAAGCCCACCACUCCAACGUAAACGACUGACGAGCCCUAAAGAGUCCUGCUGUGCGUCUGUCAAAUUCCCUCGGCUGCCGUCGCCACUCUCAUCGUUUAGUCUUUUCUGUUCUUCAAUUCCAUGAAAGUCGGACAUAUUUGUAUUUUGCCCCAGACAUGACAUCCUUCAGUUCCUCUUUUGUCACAGUAGGGUCCUAAGGUGCCAUCCUCUCGGCCCACCGUCAGGACAUUAACACCUGAGACCCGAGCGCCAGAUCAGGCCGGACAGGAGGCGUCCCGUCGUGAUUCCCGUAGGCUCGCUUACUUUACUCGGACGUCGUGCGCUGGGCGCCAAGUGCGUGGUCAGCGUAGGUGGCCUCAGGUCUUCGAGGACGGUGAGCCGCCAGGUGUGUUACGCUUGCGCUGGCAUCCACUGCAUGGUAGGCGUCCUGGGGGGCUGCGGAGAAAGAGAAGCAACAUCGGCCAGAGGGCGAGUGCUUCUUCAUCUGUGGUGGGGUCAAAGUCUGGGAUACAAAGGGACCCGUUCAGGCAUUUCGAGGUGUCCCUUGGAGGGAGUGGCAGCUGCGACACGUCAGAGACGCCGCUUAUCUGGACGCUGAAGGACUCGUCUAACGGCUGCCCAGGACAUUUGGACUCUGCUGGAGACUCUCAGUAAGGUCACAUGAUACGUCGGCUCUGCUUUUAAAUGUGCACACUUUGUGUUUCGGUCUAAUAAAGUGAACGCGGGGCACCGAGUGUCUUUGGUCACAUCGUUUAGUAGACGCACUAAUGGGGGGAGCGUCACAGCGACUGCUCGGUGAAGUGGCUGCCGUUUUGAUCAAGACGUCUACGUCUGGGGACAGCCUUUAUGUGUCCAUGACAUCCUAAGGGACACCCGUGCGUUGUGGGGAGUGCUGAGGGGUGCUUGCGUCACUCCAGUCGUUAAGGGCAUCCAAAUGCUGACAACAGGACCGCCAUGAGGUCAGCGACAAGCGUCCCUGCCCGGUCAUUUGGUGUCGAUAGGCAGAUGAUGUGAAGCAGCCAUGAAUGUUAUUUGCACCCGCGUCUGCUCUGCUCCGCGCCAAUCGGCAGCAUUUGAACUUCACAGAAAGUUACGCAGGCCAGAUGACUAAACAAAGAGAUCAAGUGAAAGUAAAAAUGAGGCAUUAACUCCGAAAUCAGCCGAAGCAAACAAAACGGCCACCAUGGGGGUCCGCGGGACUGACCUUGAAAAGCAGUGCACUGGAUGGCACACAACUCGGGGUAACCAAAGGGGCACCACAGUCCCCAGGAACUGAGAAUAAAUAAACCGUUUAGCAUCGCCAGUCGACAGGUGGGCUUCAAGAUGCAUUGUGUUGCUAUAAAAAGAUUCAAAUAUUUAACACCUUAAGGACUCCAAACACAGUAAGCUGAAUGAAGAUGAAAAGUCCAUCACUGGACGAUGACGAACAUCCAAACGACACGUAAAGAGAAGCUGGCCUUCCGAAAAGUCCAUCCAUCCACUUUAAAUAAAAUCCGACUUCCGGCUGAGCGUCUUUUCAUUUUAAAUCUCUCUGCACAGUUUGAAUCAUCCAAGCCGCGGGGGUCUGCUGGAGCCAAACGCAGCCAACCAGGGUGGGAGUGAUGAAUUACUCACAACGUCCCUGUGAUGAAGUCGUUUUCUGGGGUUCUUGUACUUAUGAGUAUAUUUCUUAAUUCUGUAACUUUACUUAAGUACAAAUGAAAGUAAGGAAUCUACUUUUCAAAUCACAAUUUAUUCCUGAGUAUGCCAACAAUUUGAAUUACUGUUGAGACUUUUGACUGACAUUUUGGUAGCCAAUAAAGGUAUCCGAUGGUCCGAUGGUCCGAUGGACCCUGAUAUCUGGGCACUGCCACACUGCACCGGCUUUUGAUCAAAAUCGCACAGUGAAGGAGCUUUGGAGUAAUUGGAGGACUGAAGGUUUGGAGAAAUAAACUUCAUGGAGGACAGCAACAUUCAACUCAGUGGACAUGACCAGUGCUACUGGAGGAGAAAACAUCCAUCAAAGAUUGAUCAGUAGUAGCGUGACAUCGUUGUGACAUCAGCCAGUCGUCAACAGAGACCACCGCCACACCAAACAAGCUCUGAGCAAGAAAGCAAGCCAAGUUACCAGAUGUCAUGUUGCCAACUGGAAGCAAACGUGACCUUCAAGCAGCUGCUGACCAGCUUAUCAUCAUCAGUUUGUGAACAUGUGAAGGUCGACAGCCAUUUGCAAUGCUUGAACAGCCAGCUUUCAAAUAAUUAAUCAGCACAUUGCAAGCUCAAGCCAAGGUCACCUCCAGGUCCACCGUUCACACCACAAUCUAUGACGCUGCCGAUGACAUGAAGAUAACUGUGACUGCAGAAUUGGGUAAAGCAACCAGCACUGAUUGUUGGUCAGCUCAUCAGAAACGUUACCUUGGUGUCACUUGCCACCGUGUAGAAGAAGAGUCCUUGGGAAGAUUGAGAGGGUCUCACACAUUUGACAUGAUUGCUGGCGCUCUUGAUGAUGUCCAUUGCCAAUACAUGAUUACAGAUGAAGGACGACAACUGAUGGUGGAUCCAACUUUAUCAAAGCUUUCAUCUGUUUGGGGUCCAGAAUGAUGCAGAGGUAGAUGAGGAUGAAGCAGACUUCGAAACUUAACAACAGGUUCAGAAGGUGAGCUGUCCAAGACAUGUUUGUUACGUCCAAGGCUCUAAGGCAAAGGCCAGAGUUUGCAGUGCUCUGGUGAAAGUUCACACUACAGACAAAACUCCUGUUUAAGGUUUCUUUGUUAGAACACAAAUCUCCUGAAUGUGAUCCAUUCAUUUAGUUUAUCAGUAAUGUAGACAUGUUUGAAGUAGCGGUUUUCUACACGGUUUGACUCGCUAGUUAUCAAUAAUUCAUUAAAUAUCAACAGCUAAAAAGUAACUUAGUAGUCUGAGUGGUUUUUGAGAGGAGUACUUUGUACUUUCUUUUACUUAAGUACUUUUUUAAAACUAGUACUUCUAUUUGUAAUUGAGUAUUAUUUCAGCAGUGUAAUAGUAUCUGUACUUGAGUACAAAUUUUCAGUACUCUUUCCACCACUGCAGCCAGCACAGGGCACAAGGCAGGAAACAAACCCCGGGCAUGGCGCCAGCUUCUGAAAAGUCAUUUCUGGAAGUCGAGUCCACACAGCGGGUUGGAUAAUAACUGACAGACAGACAGACGGACGGACAAAGAGACAGACGGACAGACUGACUGAAGUUCUCUUUAUUUCUAACGUCAUUCUUAAUGCACAUGACGUCACGGUGAGGCGCCAUUGAAAACGCAAGCCGCUCUGCAUUUUAACCAAAAGGCCUUUUCUAACAUCAUCACAAUCCCGUCUAUUGGCCGAGUAUGGGACUGGACUCGGGAUUGCUGAUGAUCUUUGAUGAUCUUUGAUGAUUUUGAAUUUGGUUUGGCCGGCCAAAUACACACCAGUUAUUUAAUAGGUUUUCAAAAUACGAAGGCUCACUGAGCGAAAGCGAAACACAUUCAAAUGUCCCCAACCUUUGACAAGCGCCUUCUUAAGCGUAUUGUUACUUGUAUUUAAGAGAGGUGUAGGUUUAACUAAGCUCCGUCUUUAAAAUCGGUUAUUUCUUUGAAAUGAAUCACUUCCUUAUAUUAACCAUCACCUCGAAGCGAGUUCUUUACGAGAAAGUCGCUCAGUUUCUCAACAUUCAAGUAAUUAAUCCGGAAACCAAUGUCAAUCCUUCAUUUAUUUUACAGACUUCUUUAGAAUUUUAAGACAUCAUCAGGUAGCUGACGGAUCGUACACAGCGGACAGCAGCUAUUAAUUAACACGAGAAGCCAACACUGCAGAUCACCGCGGCCCCAUCGCGCCUGAGGCGUGACGUGAUAAACCUGCGCCGGGCGCGCGCGCGUCUCCUCUGGCUGCAGGCGAACGCGGAAGCGAUGCGCGAGUGGCUGGACGGCGCGCACACUGCCUGAACGCUUCGUGCGGAGUUCAAGAAGACGAAUUGCCGAGACAGGCGGUGCUUUGCUUAACGGUGCACCGGAUUGGCGGUCAGAACUGGUGACCCCUGCUGGCCGCAAUGCAGACCCUACGGAAGCACAAAGUGGACCUCAUCGAGUGGCUGAGCGGAGACCACCAGCUCGUCCUCCAGCAUGUCCAGUGCCAGGCGCUCGUCACGGACCGCGAGUACAGGCGACUGCGGAGCAUCCAGGACCCCGAGGGCAGGGUCAUUGAGCUCCUGGACACCCUCCUCUCCAAAGGAGAUGCCCACUGCCAGCAGUUCAUCGCCAUCCUCCGGGGGCUGCAGGACACGUACCCCCAGCUGCAGGCCUGGUUUGGGCAGCUCGGCAUCACUGGGGCACCGGCUGCCCUGGGCUGUCCUCCGCGGGCCGCACCUCCAGACCACGAAGCCAAGGCCCGCCAGGCCGAUGCCAUGGUGUCAGAUAAGAAGCACUUCUUGCGCACGCAGCGGGAGGUGCUUAUCCAGGGCGUGAAGCAGGUGGCACAGCUGGCAGACCGGCUGCAUGUGACGCUGCACCCGGAGGCGCUGGAGGAGGUGCUCUGUGAGAAGACCCCACAGAGUCAAAUGAGGAGGCUGCUGGACUUCGUCACCAGUGACGUGCUGGCCACAGAGGUCUUCCGGGCGCUUUGUGUUGUGGAGGCCAACCUCAUGUGGGAGAUACUGCAGCUGUAGGGGGCGCCCUUCCCAAUAAAUGCCAUGUUCUUGGCCCCUAGUGGGUAACACCUGUGUGCCUGCUCAAUCACUCACUGGCCAAGCAGCGCCCACG
Molecule: messenger RNA, 5459 nt
Organism: Polypterus senegalus (gray bichir)
Lineage: Eukaryota; Metazoa; Chordata; Cladistia; Polypteriformes; Polypteridae
Exons: 4
Coding region: 4751-5365 (204 amino acids)
Biological process (GO): regulation of apoptotic process
Cellular component (GO): canonical inflammasome complex
Source: RefSeq, a predicted model, not a curated record